AUGAAAGUUAUGAUGAUAUUUUUUGGUUGGGUUAAUUUAAUUGUAAAUUCAAAUCAUUAAACCUAAUGUAGAACUCUAAUAAUAUAACCAAAUAAAACUUAUCAUUCAAAUCAUAUUAAUUGUUAUUUGUUGGAAAACGAAGAGAAUGAUUAUUCAGACAUUAAUCACAUUGAUUAAGAAAUAGUUUAAAAAUCAUUCAUAAUUCCUUAUCAAGAAAAACCAAUAAAAAUUUUAAUUAUCAAUCCUUUAGAAUAUAGAAAAUUAUUUGAAAAACUAUUUUGUUAUUUAUAUUUCAAUUAGAAAUAUAUUAUCAGAUGUAUUAGUAUAGAAUCGAUUUAUUUUGGGGAAAAGAAUAGUCAAAUUGAGAAAAUCAAAAUAAUAACAAAUAUUGAUUCUUCAGAAAUAUGUGAUGAAAUCUAUGAACAAGAAGAUUUAGGAUUUCUGAUAACUUGUUAGUCCAAUACAACAUUAUAAGUAUAUUCAAUAAGCUUCAAAGGUGAUGUUAAUCUUUUAUUUUAAUAUGAUGUUUUUAAUCAAAUUUAGGAUAGAUGUUAAAAAUAAUAAAUAUUACUACCAGAUUUUACAAUCAUCUUCAUGUAUUAUUAAUGCUCUUCUUGGAAGAUAUUAUAAUAUCAUGAUUAUAAAAUAAUUAUUCUCUUGGAAGCAAAUUAAGGUCCAUUUUAAACAGUGUAAUUUGUAUAUGAUAUACAAUUUUGUUAAUCUUCUGAGAACUAUUUCAUUUAUUUAAUAGUUGAAAAUAAGUACUUUCAUUUUAUUAUUGAUUCCUCUGGUCACAUUUUACACCAAUACUCUAUGGUGAGUGAAAGAAUAAUUACCAAACUAAUAAUGAUAUAAUCUUGCUCUCAAAUCAUUUUGAUUACUAAAUAUCAAGAAUAUUAUCCUUAAGUUGAGGAACUUUUACUUUAAGAAAUAAGUUUACAAUAAACCUACUUAACCAGCAAUAUCCAUUAUUAUUUAAAUUUACUUUUCCUUUAAAAUAACAAUCAAUUAACUGUAAUACCACAUUUUCAAAUCAAUAAAACCUNA
This is a messenger RNA of Paramecium pentaurelia, 1047 nucleotides long. Lineage: Eukaryota; Ciliophora; Oligohymenophorea; Peniculida; Parameciidae. The record is from the annotation of a GenBank genome assembly.